AUGGCUCACACAUCACCGAGCGGUCCCAUGCCCCGGCUGCCCCACCGAACGCACCCUGGCACCGCUGCGGGGACCAAGCCCGUGCAGCCGGGGGUCGGGAAGGCUCCAGCCCACAGAUGGGAGGAAAAAUCCUUUGGGGCGAAGGUUCUGCUCUUUCCCUCCUCCCGGCUUUGCUUUCUGCUCCUGACGCCCAGGAUCGCCGCUCCCCUUCCUGCCAGCCCCGCUCCAGGGAAAAGCCCCCUCGGAGGCUGCCAAAACCCGCGGCAGCGCUCGGCGCUGCGCACAGCCCCGCCGCGCCGGGCCGGGAUCGGGACCGGGAUCAGUAUCGGGAUUGUGAUCGGGACCGGGAUCAGGACCGGGACGGGGAUCGGGACCGGGACCGGACUCACCGCACCCUCUCUCCUCUGCUCUCGUCCCGCAGGGGCGGCGCUGCCCGCGGAGCCCCUCACUCAGCCGUGCCGGCCGCGGAGCCGCUCCCCGCCGCGCUGCUGGCUCAGAGCCAACCCGUACCAAGGCAGCCUGCUCCAGGAUGGCGUCAGGAGGUACCUGCAGCUGCCAGCAGACCAGACAGUGCUGAUCCUGCACGCCAAAGUCGCACAGAAAUCCUACGGCAACGAGAAAAGGUUUUUCUGUCCCCCACCUUGUGUUUACCUGAGCGGGCCGGGAUGGAAGUUAAAGCAGGAGCAGAUAAAAGCCAGGGACCUGGGAGAGGCUGGAUUUCGGGUGUGUGGGUACAUGGGGCUGGACAGCAUGGGCAGCAGCCUGAUGGAGACCCAGAAGCUGAGCUUUGAGGAGCAGCCAGAUGCAAAGGGGUUCAGCUGUGCCAAGGCUCUGUACAUCUCGGACACGGACAAGCGCAAGCAUUUCCGCCUGGUUCUGAAGCUCUUCUUCAGCAACGGGCAGGAGAUCGGCACCUUCCACAGCAAACUCAUCAAGGUCAUCUCCAAGCCCUCGCAGAAGAAGCAGUCCCUGAAGAACACGGACCUCUGCAUUUCCUCAGGCUCCAAAGUGUCCCUGUUCAACCGCCUGCGCUCCCAGACCGUCAGCACCCGGUACCUGUCUGUGGAGGAAGGAGCCUUCACCGCCAGCGCCAGGCAGUGGGCAGCCUUCACCCUCCACCUGGCCGAGGAGCGCUGCCCCCGGAGCGAGUUCCCCCUGCGGGAAGGGUACAUCCGCUACGGCUCCGUGGUCCAGCUGGUCUGCACGGCCACCGGCGUCACCCUGCCGCCCCUGAUCAUCCGGAAGGUGAUGAAGCAGUAUGCCAUGCUGGACGUGGAUGAGCCCAUCUCCCAGCUCCACAAGUGUGCCUUCCAGCUCCAGGGCAGUGACCGCAUGUACCUGUGUCUCUCCACAGACAAAGUGAUCCAGUUCCAGGCAUCUCCCUGCCCAAAGGAAGCCAACCGGGAGCUGCUGAACGACGGCUCGUGCUGGACCAUCAUCAGCACGGAGACGGUGGAGUACACCUUCAGUGAGAGCCUGGCGUGUGUCCGUGAGCCCGUCAGCCCUGUGCCACUCAUUUCUGCCCUGCAGCUCACAGGUGGUGGGGAUGUGGCCAUGCUGGAGGUGCAGGGGGAGUAUUUCCAUGCACACCUCAAGGUCUGGUUCGGAGAUGUGGAAGCAGAGACAAUGUACAGGAGCCCCAAGUCCCUUGUGUGUGUCGUCCCUGACGUCUCUGCCUUUGGCAGUGACUGGAGGUGGCUGCGAUAUCCCAUCACGGUCCCGCUCCUGCUGAUCAGGGACGAUGGCCUCAUCUACUCCAGCUCAUUCACAUUUACCUACACCCCGGAGCAGAGCUGCAUCCCAGGGCAGCAGGUCCUCUCAGAUGUUCCCCAGGACUCGGACAAAUUACUCGACAGCAUCCACCAGGAGUUUACCAGGACCAACUUCCACCUCUUCAUGCAGACCUAGCAGGCUGGGUGGGCACAGGAAGGGGAAUAGCCCUGAGCCAUGAUGGGGGGCUCAUCCAGGGCUUGGGGGGCCCUGCCAAAGGGUCCUCCCUGCUCAUCGAACAUGCACCAUGCUCCUGUGGUUUACUGAUUUCUCUCUUUUUCCUGGCAGCAUCUGACACUGUUGAGAUCUCACAUAAGAGCAUCAAUAAAUCAGGCUUGAAGGACUC
Lonchura striata (white-rumped munia) is the source of this 2116-nucleotide messenger RNA. RefSeq names its product recombination signal binding protein for immunoglobulin kappa J region like (gene RBPJL). Gene Ontology annotation, cellular component: nucleus. Gene Ontology annotation, molecular function: DNA-binding transcription activator activity, RNA polymerase II-specific; RNA polymerase II cis-regulatory region sequence-specific DNA binding. The record is from RefSeq and is a predicted model, not a curated record. Lineage: Eukaryota; Metazoa; Chordata; Aves; Passeriformes; Estrildidae. Gene Ontology annotation, biological process: regulation of transcription by RNA polymerase II.